ACUGUCUGCUCCAGCCUCAAACUCGAAGCAACAGUGCCCUCUGCUGGCCAAAAGUCUACAUACACUGUUGCUGUUGCUAUGGCUACGGCCGCCUGAGACCAGUUUACGUCGGGAGGCAAAGCAGCCCGCGGGUGUACGGCCACCGGCACCAGAAGAUUAAGUUUGUAACACAAAAGUAAAGGAUGUUCAGGAAAACCCCCUGGAGGGAGACCAUCCCCGAUUCAGUCACUUCCUGUCAGGACGAGGCUCUGGCCUCGACCAUACGGGUUCUCGUGCCCUACAGCCUGGCGGCCUUCCUGGUCGAAGAAGAAGGGGCGACCCAGACCUUCAAGGUGUGUCUGGGGGACCCGCAUACCUGUACAUGUCCCGUCUUCGCUAAGGAGGCGGAGCUUUGCAAACACAUCUGCUGGAUUUUACUUCGGAGAUUCAAAUUACCCAGAGGUCAUGAGUACUCCUUCCAGCGUGGACUGGAGGUGAAGCAGCUGUUGGAGCUGCUGGAAAGGCUGCGCCUGGGCCGGCCCGGGGCCGAGAGCGUCCGCCAGAAGAGAAUCGAACCCCGGGAUGUGUGUCCCGUCUGCCUGGAGGAGCUGCUGCUGAUGAGGCUGCCGGUGUCUCACUGCAGGUUCAGCUGCGGCAACAGCGUCCACAUCUCCUGCAUGACAAUCUGGGCGGAGACGCAGAAGGUGACCGACAGGGAGAAGUCGGUGACGUGUCCUCUGUGCCGGGGCGCCUUCAGCUCGCUGGCGCUGCUGCAGGAGCAGGCCGAGAACGUCAAGAAGCUCUUCACCGCGGCGGAGCGGGAGGAGCCGGACAGACACGUGGGAGUGUCCUGCUGCGGCUGCAGGCUCCGCCCCGUCACUGGAAGAUGCUUCAAAUGCACCGUCUGCAGCCACACGUUUCUGUGCGAGGACUGCAGGGGGAGCCAUUCACAUCAUCCGCUGGCUUUUAAAACCAGGAGGAUGGAGGACUGGCGUCCGUGGUCGGAGGGAGCAUCCUGUCAAGACGGCCCGGUUCCACUGGACCCUCUGCCGGACCACGUGAUGGGCGACCUGCCUGUAGAGUUCGUGGGGGCGCGGCCUUUCCCCCCGACUGAGGGCGCGCAGUGUCGCCUCUGCCUGAUAAGCUUCAGGCGGGGUCACCGUGUCCGGAAUCUACCCUGCGGCCACAAGUUCCACAUAGAGUGUAUAGAUCCGAUCCUGCGCGAGUCCAGCGCCUGUCCUCUGGACGGGUACGUCCUCUACUCCACCCCGAUGACAUCACCACGCCCCCUAAAGCAAGUCGACACAUCACAGGAGAAGCCAACGAACGACGGGUCUUUGAACCUCUGCGAUGUCAAAACAGCGCCAUCGUGUGGCGGGUGUGGAGCGCAGACGAACGAUGGAGGGGCCAGAGGUCAUGCUAGUCCGGACCACCCCACCACUGAUACCCUUCACGUCCAAAGGGUGGAGCUGCAAGGGAAGAAGUGACAGGGUUCACGAAACUUUGAUCCUCUUACAACGCUCACCAAAUAAAGAAAUACUUAGACAAAUCA
Oryzias melastigma (Indian medaka) is the source of this 1531-nucleotide messenger RNA. RefSeq names its product zinc finger, SWIM-type containing 2 (gene zswim2). The coding region runs from base 183 to 1466 and encodes 427 amino acids. The transcript is spliced from 10 exons. Lineage: Eukaryota; Metazoa; Chordata; Actinopteri; Beloniformes; Adrianichthyidae. Gene Ontology annotation, molecular function: zinc ion binding; ubiquitin protein ligase activity. The record is from RefSeq and is a predicted model, not a curated record.